Ectocarpus sp. CCAP 1310/34 is the source of this 1062-nucleotide messenger RNA. The record is from the annotation of a GenBank genome assembly. Lineage: Eukaryota; Phaeophyceae; Ectocarpales; Ectocarpaceae.
AUGCGGGCUAUUUAUUUGUACAGCGUGCAGGGGAACCCCUAUUUUUUACGGAAGUUCCGUUCGCGGAUCCCCGGCAGACCAUGGGCGAAAGCUGAUCAAUUUCCUCGGGCCCAUCACCAUGACACGUGCGUUCGGUGUCUCCAUGCAAUGAUGACCCCUUGACGGCGGGGGAGCCAUUACCAGGUUACCCGCUACACCACCGGGACGACUAUAAAAGCCCAACGUCAGCACCAGAUGCGGAGCUACGGAGAUCUUGGGGGGGUUCGGGUCCGUGUGUACAAGUAAUGUAUUUGCAGAAGAGGGCAUUCCUCUUUUGCCUGCAUGUGCCUGCCCCCUUGUUGAUAACCAACGUGCUGUGAGUAAACCUUUCUCUGCAGCCUCUGGCGACAAGCACCCCUCACCGAACAUACAGCGGGAGAUCAGACUUAGGCACGCAUCUACCACUGCUUCGACAUAUUCGGUGUGUUCAUUGAAUUUGGCAUCGACCGCGAGUGCGUGUGUGCCUCUACACUAAUACCGACGCGGGAUCACUUGUAACCGGCCGACUGCCAGUACUGCUGUACGACACACAGGUGGUGGUAUGGUCGAUUUGUAUAAUUUGCUUCAUCGCAAAAGAUGAGGAUUUCCUGCCGUGGAAAUGUGGAAUUACCGUCGUCAACCAAAAGCCAUAUUGGAAACGCCAAAGCUGCCCACUAACAAGUUCGGGGCUCUCAUGGCUGGAUUUGCGGGGUUCAUGUGGAUUGAUUUACAUCGUUGAAUAUGUAGAAGCCUGCUGUGUUCAAAAGAGUUACUUGUACUUGCACGCGUUUGCUGUAUAACAUGGAAAGGGAAAGAGUAUAAUAGCGGCGGGGGUCGUCACCGCAUUAAAGUGCCUCACAUGGAAAUUACGUGACAUGAACGGCAACCAAAAUCCAAGCUCUCUUGGAUACAAAGUGCCAGGUACCCCGUAUAGUGUGGGCGAACCUGGGGGGCAUAUGCCGGAACUACUGACGGACCCCGCUCCCCGUUGGCGGAAGUUCCGGAAUAUGCGUCACCGGCGAGGUGCACGUCAACAUGUUUCCC